CGAGAAGAGUGAAUCUUCACACUUGUGACUCCUUUCAACAGAUCAUCUGGCAUCUCCACUUUUUCCAUAUUACAAACUGGAUUUCAGAUAUCAACAAUGGUUUUCUCAAGCAAAGCGUUGCAUCUUUUGGCAGUAGCAUCGACGGCGAAUGCAUUCGUUUUAAAAAAACACGGGCUUGCGGCGGUAGAGCGAAGAGCCUUGCCGGCGUCGUCUGUUGCUCCGUUGGCCGCGAGUUCCUAUGUAGACGAUGAAAAAGAGGAGGACAAAGCUGAUUCACCGAUGAGUGCUCCCGCUUAUGACUACCUCGAAGAUUCCUCAGUGAAAGAGCCCGAGUCAUACCUGGACGACAUGGCGAGCAGCUCAGACAGGGGCGUCAGCAGCAAAAGCGACGAYGAAAAAAGCACGGAAUCUCGCUCUAGUGGAUACCUCAAUGACAUGGCAGCAGAAGACGUGAGUACAAACACUUCUGAACCAGAAGAUGAGCCGGAAGAUGUCGACACUAAGGGAGAAAGUGACAACACUUCAUUGGUAGARGCCAACGAGAAAAACCUGGCCGCUCUGCUGAGAAUCGCGGCAUCGACCGGAAGGGGAGAAUUCGCCGACUCCGAUCAAAAGGAGAGAGCAGCAGAGCUCAUUGCUUCCUUGGAGUCAAACAAUCCUACCCCAGAGCCAACCAAUAGUCCCAUGAUCAACGGUCGUUGGGAACUCGUCUACUCAUCUACACAGCUCUUCCGCAGCUCCCCGUUUUUCAUGGCUGGUCGUGCUGUCUGUAGCACGCAAGACCAAGCCGAUCAAUAUGACUGGUUUUGUGACAUGCACCGAAAGGCCUUGGCUAUCAGCAACAUUGGAACGGUGCGACAAGUCAUCUCCCCGACCCUCAUGAUCUCUGAGUUCGAGGUCAAAGUUGGAGCCGUUCCUUUUCUCAACGAUUUCACCCCGUUUUCCUAUUCGGGGGGCCUUCCGUUCACGAUCGAUGGCUCGAUCGUCAGCCAGGCAGAUAUCACGCCUACUGACGACGGAAAMGCAUGGGAGCUGUUGAUGGACACGGUGCAAAUCAAGGGAUCCAAUAUUCCAGGACUGCGAACUAUUCUGGACAAUGGUCUGCAGCUACAAAGCCGAGGACUCGGCUCCUUCUUAGAGAGUAAUUUGGAUGGAUACACGAAUCCGAGACCCAUAUUUGAAACCACCUUUUUAUCGGACACAAUUCGUAUCAGUCGGGAACAGGAUGGAAAGGUUUUUGUUUAUGCGAAGGAGUCGGAAGAGCUAGACCCCACUGAUUAUAGCGACGUUGAGGCYGAUCUUGGCACACUCAACCUCUUGGGAGGCUUCAAUGACGCGAUUACAAAGUUCUACAUUUAAUCAGGACGAUAAAUGAGAACGAAAGCACGUGCGCCUUGCUUUAAAUUUCACAAACUAAAGGAGAUUGCUCCUUUCUCAAAAACAUAUAGAACAUGCAAUUUACACCUCAUUCAAUCAGUGUGGAUUUUUUAAUUCAGUCUWCGAUACUUUCAAUUAAAGCAGAAUGACUGC
Messenger RNA from Pseudo-nitzschia multistriata, 1530 nucleotides. NCBI's taxonomy places the organism in Eukaryota, Bacillariophyta, Bacillariophyceae, Bacillariales, Bacillariaceae. The record is from the annotation of a GenBank genome assembly.